AUGGCUUUCAAGACUUGGGUCCAUGAUACGAAUGCUGCCAUCGCCCGCAGCUAUGUUGGCAGAUACUUCCGUUUGGCAGGCUCUGGCCAUCCGGAAGAACGCAAAGGCAGCUAUUUCUUCACUGAACUUCGCGCCGGUUUAGCCACCUUCUUCGCCAUGGCAUACAUCAUCUCCGUCAACGCCAACAUCGUCUCUCAAACAGGCGGCACAUGCAUCUGCCCAUCCGACAGUCCCGAUCUCUGCGCGACCAACCAAGAAUACCUGUUGUGCAAGCAGGGCAUCAAUCGGGAUCUGGUCACCGCGACUGCUGCCAUUUCCGCGCUCACUUCGUUCUGCAUGGGCCUGUUCGCCAACAUGCCUAUCGGCAUCGCCACUGGCAUGGGAACCAAUGCGUAUUUCGCCUACAAUGUGGUCGGCUACCAUGGAUCCGGAGGUGUGCCAUAUCGCGUUGCUCUCACUGCUGUCUUCGGCGAAGGUCUUGUUUUCGUUGCUUUGACCGUGCUCGGCAUGAGACAAUGGCUCGCUCGUGCGAUUCCGCGAUCUCUCAAGAUGGCCACUGGAGUUGGUAUUGGCCUGUAUCUGACCUUGAUCGGCUUGACGUACUCUGCUGGUAUUGGCCUGGUAACCGGAGCACAGUCGACGCCACUUGAGCUCGCUGGUUGCGUUCAGUCAGCGUUCACAGAAGAAGGUACCUGUCCGUCGGGAGAGAAGAUGCGGAAUCCUACCAUGUGGAUCGGUAUCUUCUGUGGCGGAUUCCUGGCCGUCUUCUUGAUGCUCUUCCGCUUCAAAGGUGCCAUCAUCGCGGGCAUCUUGCUGGUCGCUAUUAUCUCGUGGCCUCGCGGUACUGCCGUUACCUACUUUCCAUACACCGAGCUCGGCGAUUCGCAGUGGGACUUCUUCAAACAGAUUGUAACGUUUCGUCCGAUACGGAAUACGCUCGUUGCGCAGGACUGGUCGGUCGGAGCUCAUGGAGGUCAAUUCGCGAUCGCCUUCUUCACAUUCUUGUACGUUGAUAUCCUCGACUGUACGGGCUGUCUCUACGCCAUGGCAGGAAUGUGCGGCCUUGUGGACGAAGAGACACAAGACUUCGAAGGGUCUGCAACUGCCUAUCUGGUCGAUGCAUUCGGCAUCUCAAUCAGCUCUCUGUUCGGUAAUCCCCCGGUCACAGCCUUCAUCGAGUCUGGAGCAGGCAUUUCGGAAGGCGGCAAGACUGGUAUUGCCGGCAUGGUCACUGGUCUCUGCUUCUUCAUCAGCGUCUUCUUCGCGCCAAUUUUCGCAUCUAUCCCACCAUGGGCCACUGGUGCAACGCUCAUUAUUGUGGGAGCUUUGAUGGCGAAAGCAGCUACUGACAUCAACUGGAAGUACAUCGGCGACGCCAUUCCAGCAUUCCUCACGAUCGCCUUGAUGCCUUUCACCUACAGUAUCGCAUAUGGUCUCAUCGGUGGUAUCGUCUCAUACAUUGUGAUCAACACCACCGUCUGGAUCAUCGAGAAGAUCUCCGGCGAUCGCAUCAGACCUUACAACAUCGAAGACAAGGAGUUCUGGACAUACAGACUGCCCGGCGGAGUGCUCCCGGGCUGGCUCAAACGCGCAGCUCGCGGUAAGAAGGACUUUUGGCAUCAUGAAGAGGCCAUUGCUGUUCAGGAAAGCAGGAAAUCCACAUCAGAUCGCAAGGUCGCUGCACAUGAGCUGAAUGAAGUGCAGCAUGAUCGCAGCAGCGGUAGCAGCGUUGAGCGAGAGAGGCGAAACAGUGCCGCGGAGGUGGCAUUGGACGGGAGCGGUUUCACAAAGUUGCAAUAG
Messenger RNA from Fulvia fulva, 1800 nucleotides. Its product is annotated as Efflux pump. The coding region runs from base 1 to 1800 and encodes 599 amino acids. Gene Ontology annotation, cellular component: plasma membrane. The transcript has 2 exons. NCBI's taxonomy places the organism in Eukaryota, Fungi, Ascomycota, Dothideomycetes, Mycosphaerellales, Mycosphaerellaceae. Gene Ontology annotation, biological process: transmembrane transport. Gene Ontology annotation, molecular function: purine nucleobase transmembrane transporter activity. The record is from RefSeq and is a predicted model, not a curated record.